Molecule: messenger RNA, 1587 nt
Organism: Humulus lupulus (European hop)
Lineage: Eukaryota; Viridiplantae; Streptophyta; Magnoliopsida; Rosales; Cannabaceae
Product: protein PMR5-like
Exons: 5
Coding region: 117-1322 (401 amino acids)
Cellular component (GO): Golgi apparatus
Molecular function (GO): O-acetyltransferase activity
Source: RefSeq, a predicted model, not a curated record
AAAAUCCAACUCACCACCACUGCGCUACUCUCUUUUACUUCCUUUCUUUCUUGUUUGGUUCUUUACCUUUUUCAAACUCUGCUGCUUUUUUAUUCAUUUCUUCUCCCCUGUCUCCAAUGGCUUUUCUCUGUUCCCAUUCUUCUUGUUCCGUUCUUGGGUUUUGUUUGGUUCUUCUAUGCUGGGUUUUGGCCCAAUCCCACAGAGCUUCGUCAGCUGUGAUAAUGAGCUUGAGGAACCACCAUAACACCCAUCACCAUAGAAGGGAACCCAUGUUCCAGACCAACCAAAGCACUUGUGCAUUGUUCGCCGGGACUUGGGUUCGAGAUGAAAGCUACCCAUUGUAUCAGUAUUCCGAUUGUCCGGCUAUCGAUGCUGAAUUCAACUGCCAAAUGUAUGGUCGCCCGGAUACUGAUUACCUCAAGUAUCGUUGGAGACCCCUCAAUUGUGAGCUCCCAAGGUUCAAUGGGGUUGAGUUUUUGCUCAAAAUGAAAGGAAAAACAGUGAUGUUUGUAGGUGAUUCACUUGGACGGAAUCAAUGGGAGUCUUUGAUUUGCAUGGUUUCAGCUUCAGUACCUGGUUCACAGACCCAAAUGAACAGAGGGGAUCCUAUCUCGACGUUCAAGUUUUUGGACUAUGGUGUGUCCUUGUCAUACUAUCGAGCCCCAUAUUUGGUGGACAUAGACAUGUUUCAAGGGAAGAGAAUUCUAAAGAUUGACGAGAUCUCCGGCAACGGCAAUGCGUGGCGCGCCGCCGAUGUGCUGUCGUUUAACACCGGCCACUGGUGGAGCCACAAAGGAUCUCUCCAAGGGUGGGACUACAUGGAAUCAGGAGGAAAAUACUACCAAGAUAUGGAUCGUGUGGUUGCUUUAGAGAAAGGGAUGAGAACAUGGGCCAAUUGGGUGGACGCUAACAUUGAUAGAACUAGAACCAGAGUCUUCUUUCUAUCUAUUUCUCCUACACAUUACAGCCAAAAUGAUUGGACUGAUGAUGGGACAAUGGCUGCAACAAUGGCUGCAACAACAAAGAACUGUUAUGGUGAAACCUCACCGAUGAUCAGCGGGUCGACCUAUCCAAUUGGGGCUUACCCGGCGGAGAUGAGGGUGGUGGACAGUGUGAUAAGGGAUAUGGAGAGCCCUGCAUACUUGCUUGACAUAACAAUGCUUUCUGAGCUUAGAAAAGAUGGUCAUCCAUCAAUUUAUAGUGGCGAUUUGAGUCCUUCGCAGAGGGCUAACCCUGCUCGCUCUGCCGAUUGCAGCCACUGGUGCCUUCCUGGUUUGCCUGACACUUGGAACCAAUUAUUCUACACUACUCUAUUUUUCUAGUUUUGUUGUAGCCUAACAUAGCCAUAUAUAAUAUACUUAUGUAUAAGAUUUAAAUUUUUUUACUUCUAGAGCUAUGCUUUGUGAGAGGUUUGACAAAAGUCAAACCUCACAAUCUUGUAAAGUGAAAUGUAAUGCAUUGACAUUGUUUAAGGGGAAGUACCAAGCAAUUUCCCCGUUACCCGUUACCUAGCUAAAAAUAUUAUAGGCGGGAACUUCAUUGUAGUUGGUUAGUUUUCAAUUAAUCAGAAAUUUCCAUUUAAAAGCA